AUGUUGCUAACUGGUAACAUUCAUUGCUAUGCGGAUGACAGCACUGGUGAUGCUCUAUACACCGGCCGGGCCAAUAUUUCUCGGGAAAACGUCGCCGAGUACCGGAACAAACUUGUGUCUGAAGUCGAGUCUUUGCUGGACAAAGUCUCGGAUUGGGGGCGAAUAAAUCUAGUCCAGUUUAAUCCUCAGAAGACACAAGUUUGCGCGUUUACCGCUAAAAAGAACUCCUUUGUCGUAUCUCCUCAGUUUCAAGGCACUCCCCUUCUUGCCUCAGCCAGUAUCCGCCGACUUAACGCCGCUGGCAUUUUUGAAAUUGCCCUACCACGAGAAAAUAUAAUAUUUGUAUUUAAUUAUAUUUUCUUUUAUCUUGUGUAA
Parnassius mnemosyne (clouded apollo) is the source of this 375-nucleotide messenger RNA. The record is from the annotation of a GenBank genome assembly. NCBI's taxonomy places the organism in Eukaryota, Metazoa, Arthropoda, Insecta, Lepidoptera, Papilionidae.